AUGGUGUCCUUCCAAAAACCGAGGGAAAUCACGGCGGCGGUCGAAGUGGACUUCGGCGCCGGCCCCUACGAGCGCGUGGACAUCCGGUACGGCGAGGACCCCGUCAAGCUCGCGAGGCAAUUCUGCCAGGACAAGGGGUUCUCGCAGACGAUCAUGAUGCCCCUGGCGGUCAAGCUCGCGCAGGCGCUCGACAAGGCCAAGCGCCAGGCCGCGGACAUCGCCAAGACCGGUCCGAAGGUGGCGCACAGUAAGAUCAACUCCGCGAGGCAGAAGGCGAAGGCGGAGGAGGAGCGGAGGCUGAAGGAGGAGAUGGCCGCGAAGCUCUUCAAGCGAUUGGACCAAAACGGCGACGGCGACGUGAGCAUCGCCGAGCUUCAGGAGGCUCUGCUGAAGUCGUCGGAGACGGUCCGCGCGCUCGGGUUGACCUCCAUCAUCGUCUUCGACCCCAAGACGGACAAGAUGGUGGUUCAGCGGGCGGCGUUGACCGAGUUUCUGCAGCGUUGGGACAAGGACGGCAACGGCGUCCUGUCCAAGGCGGAGUUUAGCCGAAUGUUCCAGCUCAAGGACAAGCCCAAGGGGAAGAAGUACAGCGCCUUCUCGUCCACAAACUACCGCGAGUACGACCGCGAUAAGAUGGAGGAGGAGGAAGCCAGGCAGCUGCAGCGCGAGCGGUUCGCGCUGCGCAAAUACGGCAAGGAUGGCCUCAUCCUCGACGACUGGGUCAAGCACGUCACCUCCAAACCGAAGAAGUUCAUCUUCGGCGCCGGGCCCGGAAAGCGCAAGGAGUUCGAGGAGGACAUCCAGAAGCUUCGAGAAAGAAACAAGGAGCGGUACCCCGACGAGAUCCAGCCCCCUGGUCAGGUGUUCGAUAAGCUCUACACCAAGGCGAUGGAGAAGAAGGAGCGCGAGAGGGAGAUUGAGAAGCAAAAGGAGGAGAGCGAGAAGAUCGCGGCUCAAGCCGCCAAGACGGCGCGCAAGAGCGUCAUGUCCAAGGUUUCCCGCGAGCUCAUGCGCAACCGCACCGCGGGCGAGUACUCCUCCUACAACGAGCGCCUCUACGCCGAAGCCUCGCAGCGAUCGGAGGCGAGGAAGGAGAUGGCGCGUCGAGCUCGAGAGGAACGCGAGAGAGAGGAGCUGCGGGAGGUGACGAUGCAACCCGAGAUUUCCGCCUACGCCAAGCACCUCAAGCGCCCGGAGGCUGCGUGGGAGAAGCUAGGGGACGGCACCAAGGUUCGCGAGAAGUACGGCAAGCUCGCGGAGAUCAAGAUGGAGAUGGAGAAGAAGGAGCUUCGCGACUGCACGUUUCGACCAAAGAUCAACGCAAAGUCCAAGGAGAUGAUGCGCGGCCGACUGGACAACCUCCGCGACCGCGGCCUCAACCAUCACGACCAGCUGUACUUCGACGCGAACCGCCGCCAGAUGCGCCAGGAGGAGUACGAGGCGUGGAAGGCGCAGGAGCACACCUUCCACCCAAACGCCCAUCGCGUGGCGGAGGAGCAGGGCAUCGCGGGCGGCGGCGGCGGCGACGACUCGGAGAACGCGCCGGGUCCGUUUCACGCGCCCACCGUGAACCACGAUCGCGUCGUGCAGCGGCUGCAGGCGUCCGCGGUUCGCAGCGAGCAGCACAGGGAGAGGCUGGCGGACGAGAUGUACGGCAAGCUCGGCAAGCCGCAGACGGGGCGGGCGCCCCAGUUUCCCAGAAACCCGGCGAACAUGCCCAUCCACGACUUGCUCUACGCCAACAGAUCCGAGUUUGACGAUAAGCGCGAGCUGCUUCGCAUGCGCGACGACGAGCGCCUCAAGGAGGAGGCGAGCGCGGUUCUCAAGAGCGAGCGGAGCAGGGAUCUCGCGGCGGCGCUCAGGCGCAGGAAGCUCCGUCGCAUAUUCCGCGCUCUCGACUCAGAUGGCCGCGGCGUCGUCGACCUCGCGGCUCUGGUCAAGGCGGGCGGAUGGGAGCACCGGCUGCUCAAGACGGGCGGCGGCGACUCCCCCGGGAAGCACGGCGAGCUCAGCAAGGAGCACAGCGUGGACAGCGUCUCCCACGGCUCCCACGGCUCCGUGCUGACCAGGGGCGGGCAGCGCGACGAGGUGUCCGAGCACGACGUCAAGCAGAUGAAGGAGGACGUCGAGGCCACCGCCGCGAAGCUCGGCGACGGUCCCGUCGACGUCGAGAAGUUCGUGGAGGGAAUGGAGGCGCACCUGGCGAAGACCAGGACCGGCCCCAGGGCCUACCUCGCGCAGAAGUCUGGGUACAGGGCGCUCAAGGCGGAGCAGGCUGUCGCCGCCGCUGAGCUCGCGGAGAAGAAGGGUGCGGAGGACGCCAAGAUUGGCGUAUCGCUCGAGCGCACCAAGAAGCUCGCCGAGGCGAGGCAGCGCAAGCUCGGCUGGGACCAGAACACCCCGUACUACGAGAAGCUCAUCGCGGAGGGCCAACGAUCGAAGCAGAAGCUCGAGCAGCUCGCCGCGGAGAUUGAGGCGGAGCAGAUGUCCAAGUACACGUUCCAACCCGAAACGCUCAAGUUUAAGAUGCCGGGCGGGUCGACGCCGAGGCCGAGAUCCGCGCGCGUCAGCGACGCGUACUCGGCGGGCGGAACCGGGUUCGUGGGCGACCUCAUGCGCCCCCCGACGCAAGAGCGCACCGGCGAGGAGAGGUACGCGGACCUGGAGCGGGAGCUCGAGGCGGUGCUGGCGCUGGGUGAGGGGCGAGGCGGCGGCGGCGGCGCGGAGGAGCUGCUCGCGGCGCUGGGUCCCGACGGGUCCGUCGGGGCGGCGUCGCCGUCGCCGAGGGGCCGACUGCCGCAGCUGGAGUCCUCCGACUCGGAGGAGGAGGAGGAGGAGGAGUGAGCGAUUCGUAUGCGAGGGGUAUUCCCAAACGUCACGCGCAAAUGCAGUCUCGGAAAUGAUCCGCCGCGAAGGGACUGGACGAAACGAUUCGUCGCAUUCUACAUAAGAGAUAUUCAAUUCAACGAGCGUCUUUUGCUAAGUGUUACGAAUACAGCGAGCGAGUCACGACGAGAGCGUCGGC
Messenger RNA from Micromonas commoda, 3025 nucleotides. RefSeq names its product expressed ef-hand domain-containing protein. Lineage: Eukaryota; Viridiplantae; Chlorophyta; Mamiellophyceae; Mamiellales; Mamiellaceae. Bases 1 to 2844 code for a protein of 947 amino acids. The record is from RefSeq and is a predicted model, not a curated record. The transcript is spliced from 2 exons. Gene Ontology annotation, molecular function: calcium ion binding.